AGUGCUCCACCAAGGCAGUGCCCAGACAUAAAAAGGUCGGACUGGGCUGGAGCAACCAUCACCUCUGGUGGGUCGAGGACUCAGAGCACCAACGCCAUGGCCUGCCCCAGUCUCGCUUGCUGCCUCCUUGGCCUGCUGGCUCUGACCUCCGCCUGCUACAUCCAGAACUGUCCCCUGGGCGGCAAGAGGGCUGUGCUGGACUUGGACAUGCGCAAGUGCCUCCCCUGCGGGCCCGGCGGCAAAGGGCGCUGCUUCGGGCCCAACAUCUGCUGCGCCGACGAGCUGGGCUGCUACGUGGGCACCGCCGAGGCGCUGCGCUGCCAGGAGGAGAACUACCUGCCCUCGCCCUGCCAGUCGGGCCAGAAGCCGUGCGGGAGCGGGGGCCGCUGCGCCGCCGCGGGCGUCUGCUGCAGCCCGGAUGGCUGCCGCACGGACCCCGCCUGCGACCCUGAGUCUGCCUUCUCCGAGCACUGAGCCCUCUCGGGGAUACAUUUAGAGCUCACCCUUCACUCCCCCAGGCCACCGCCAGAAAGAAAUGACAAAUAAAGCAGAUUUCCUC
Messenger RNA from Peromyscus californicus insignis, 559 nucleotides. It is a transcript of the gene Oxt, whose product is annotated as oxytocin/neurophysin I prepropeptide. Gene Ontology annotation, molecular function: neurohypophyseal hormone activity. Gene Ontology annotation, cellular component: extracellular region; secretory granule. The record is from RefSeq and is a predicted model, not a curated record. The transcript is spliced from 3 exons. The coding region runs from base 97 to 474 and encodes 125 amino acids. NCBI's taxonomy places the organism in Eukaryota, Metazoa, Chordata, Mammalia, Rodentia, Cricetidae.